UUGGUUCUCGUCAGGAGCCGGAGCCAGAAGCAACCGGAUACAGGCGGCCUAAUCCCCACAAGAACACUCAAACCUACCACCUCCAGUGCUCCCCCUUCGAUUUCCAGGAGAUUUCUUGCAAAUCUGCAUAAGGAGCUGUGGAGACAGAUGGAUCCGGAGGUGAAGGACUCAAGGCCAUCAAGGUCUCCCAGUGAACCAAACCUUUUCCUGCAAUGGGGCAGCCGGAAACGACUCCGCUGCGUCAAGACGAGGGACGACGGUUCACCAUCACCUGCGAGGACCGAAGUUCUUAGGCGCACCAUACCACGGGUGAAUCGCCCGCUCGGAGGCGACGUUGCACCAUUUCGUUCACCGCGACGCCCAAGCACGCUAAACCGAAGGAAAACUGAGCCACUAGUGAGCGAUAAUAGGCAUUCCAUGUCGCUCUCACCGGAGAAGGAUCGCUAUUACUCCACUAGGGGUUCACCGUUUCCGUUCGAAGGAAAUGGGUUUGAUUUUGGUGGUGGAAUGGAAGAAAAGGGCACCACUGCGCUACCAAGGUUCUUCAUUUCAUUGUCUAACAAGGAGAAAGAAGAGGACUUCAUGGCAAUGAAGGGCUGCAAGCUCCCACAGAGGCCCAAGAAGAGGCCAAAGUUGAUGCAGAAGUGCUUGCUUAUGGUGAGCCCAGGAGCAUGGCUGUCUGAUUUGUCGCAUGAGAGGUAUGAAGUUAGAGAGAAGAAGUGCUCCAGAAAGAGGGCUAGAGGAUUGAAGGCUCUUUGCAAUGAGAGUGAUUCAGAAUAGAAAUGUGGAGUGGAGAUCCAUUUUUUUUGACUUUUGCUGGAGACAGUUAGGUACAAUGCUGGUUCAUUCAUUAACUAGAAAAGAGAUCUGAGCGGCUAAUUUAGUGAGGAGGAUCACCUACUCUUCUGCCCCCUUAUAUACCCUGUAUCUCCAUCGUUUUCUUUUGUUCAUUCGUUCUUUUGAACAAAUUGUCAUCUAGAGCUAAGCCUGUCAACCGAAACAGUAUAUUAGAUCAUUCCUGACCCUAGUGAGCUUCCAUGCCUAAGGAGUUAAUGGCACCUGUUAGGUCAGCACUGAAGUGAAAGCAGUUGAAAACUACAAAGACAGAUGAAGAUGGAAGGGCAUGCACAGUCAACCAUCUUCAUGGCUGAGAAAGAAGAUGGGAAGUUGGGUUUGGUGCAUUUUGGUGCCUCAAUUUGUUGUAACAGUAACACCAACUUGGGAGGAAGGAGGCCAGCUGUCCAUUCAAACUGGUUGCUGAUUGACUGAUUCCCAAAUAUUGUAAUCCUAGGUGAUGUUGAAGAGAACGCCGUGUGCAGGCCAUGGCUGGGCACGAUCCUGAAUUCAUGGUGACACUGCCCCUCCUGAAAUAUAUAUCAAAUUCGCAGAGUAAUUUGACCUUCUCCCCCAUGUCAUAUGCUUGCUCCGUUGGAAACUUGGAAUGUGAUGUUAUGUAGUUCAGGUUAAUUCUGCUUCUU
Messenger RNA from Oryza brachyantha (malo sina), 1478 nucleotides. RefSeq lists its product as uncharacterized. Lineage: Eukaryota; Viridiplantae; Streptophyta; Magnoliopsida; Poales; Poaceae. The record is from RefSeq and is a predicted model, not a curated record. The transcript has 5 exons. The coding region runs from base 148 to 780 and encodes 210 amino acids.